AUGUUCACACCGGCAGAACCUCCAUACACUGCGGCGCAGCAGGAUGCAUCCUUUGUUGUGCCUGCUGCUAAGGAUGUUUGGGGAAAGGUUCCACCACCCCCUGGCUUCACUGUCCCCUGGAGACACGCUGUUCCUUCUACCGGUUUUCAGAAGCCUUUCACCUUGACUGGUUCACCGCCUAUUCCCAGUGAUCGCCAGCGUGAGUACCUGAAAAUGGCGUUUCCAGUAGCCGCGCCUUCUGGGGAAACCUUUACGUCUCUCCACCGUAAUCGUGCGUUCCACCAAUUACCCCCUAGAGCUUUUUUCACCGCCCCCCCAUCUCCUCGGCGUACUCAUGGGCCGGUGUUCCAAAUUCCGGCGCCUGCCUUCCAUAGGCCCAUUUCACCAACAGCACAGCAUAUGCGUGAACCUUCCCAUCUGUGGUCUGUAGGUGGGCGACAGACAAGCACCUCGCACGUUGUUGCCAGUGCAGACUCUUCGCAUAUUGAGGGUGAGGGUGCCCAUGGAGGCACUUCGUCGCAGUCCAUGCUCGAGGCGGGAGAUUUAUAUCCUAUCGCACGUCUGACAGCUGCAACAUUUCCAGUGGCAGGGCGUCUUGGGCCUGUAGGGGCUCAGCGGGCACGCUGCGGGGAGCAAGUAUGGUUCCCUAUUCCUCCUCGUCACCCAGCACCUCCCCAUGGGGCCGGCUGGGAAACGUUUCCUGUGGAGGGACGUAGCAUGCCGCUCUCUUCAUGUAGCCAGGGAGCCUCCUCAGCAGCUGAGGCUACCCCGCAGACCCGGAUGGAGGAGUCUCGAGUUGCAUGCAAAGAUGAAACACGCAGAACAGCUUUUUUCUUUGGAUUUGGUACAGAGCUGAUAGGUUCCCAGCAUUGA
Messenger RNA from Eimeria acervulina, 873 nucleotides. RefSeq lists its product as hypothetical. The transcript has 2 exons. NCBI's taxonomy places the organism in Eukaryota, Apicomplexa, Conoidasida, Eucoccidiorida, Eimeriidae. The record is from RefSeq and is a predicted model, not a curated record. The coding region runs from base 1 to 873 and encodes 290 amino acids.